Molecule: messenger RNA, 3690 nt
Organism: Dromiciops gliroides (monito del monte)
Lineage: Eukaryota; Metazoa; Chordata; Mammalia; Microbiotheria; Microbiotheriidae
Gene: BMP2
Product: bone morphogenetic protein 2
Exons: 3
Coding region: 722-1906 (394 amino acids)
Biological process (GO): negative regulation of transcription by RNA polymerase II; SMAD protein signal transduction; BMP signaling pathway
Cellular component (GO): extracellular region
Molecular function (GO): cytokine activity; growth factor activity; BMP receptor binding
Source: RefSeq, a predicted model, not a curated record
UUUGGAGUAACACCAAGUGAUGCGGAAAAAAAACACACCGAGAGCAGAAAACUCUCCUGCAGACGCCAGCCUUGCCGCCGCUGUUGCCUCUGCCGCUGCCACCCCUACCCAGACUAACCUCCCAGGACUCCCCUACAGGUACAACCCAGGCAAUCGCAGCCCACCCUCCGCCGCAGGGAUCCACCUCUGGGCACCUUUCUCUCAGGAUGUGUUCCCAAAACGAUGGGCGGCAGAGGAGCUAGAGAAGGGUCCGAGAGACACAACCCCCCUCUUUUAUCCGUCCGGGAGGAGAAGGCAGCCAGCGGGUGGUUUUUCCUAAGGACGACUUCAGAACUUUUUUCCCCCUUCUCCCCCUUCCUCCCCCUCCUUCUCGCUGUUGUUAUGUGUCAGCACUUGGCUGAGGACUUCUUGAACUUGCAGAGAAAAUAACUACCCCUAAACCCCCUUCAAAACUGGUGGCUUUUCAACCGCGGGGAAAUUUUAUUUUCCUUUUACCCUCUCCCCUUCCCGGACCCCCAACUUCUCUUCCUGGAGACUCCGAUCAUCUCUGCUGCCACCCGGGAAAGGGGGGGCCGCCUCGGCAGGCACCAAAGAAGGAGGAAGGGAUACAAAAAUCACAGCUUCAGUCUCCACCGCCAGAGAUUUUUCCAUGUGGAGGUUGUUUCAAUGGACGUGCCCCCGUGUGCUUCUUAGUCAAUCGGCAGUCUCCUAAAGGUUGACCAUGGUUGCCGGGAUCCGCUCUCUUCUAGCGCUGCUGCUUUACCAAGUCUUGCUGGGUGUUUCAGCCGGCCUCAUCCCGGAGGUGGGCCGGAGGAAGUUCGCUGAAUCCGGCCGCUCCACGCCGCAGCAGUCAGAAGAAAUCUUGAGCGAGUUUGAGCUGCGACUGCUCAGUAUGUUCGGGCUGAAGCAGAGACCGAGCCCCAGCAAAAACGCGAUCAUCCCUCCCUACAUGCUAGACCUCUACCGCCUGCAUUCGGGCCAGCUGGGGGAUCCCACCAUGGACUACCAGCUGGAGAGAGCAACCAGCCGGGCUAAUACUGUCAGAAGCUUCCACCAUGAAGAAUCUUUGGAAGAGCUACCAGAAACAAAUGGGAAAACAGUCCGGCGUUUCUUCUUUAAUUUAACAACCAUCCCCAAUGAGGAGUUUAUCACUUCAGCUGAACUUAAGGUUUUUCGGGAGCAGGUACAGGAAGCUUUUGAAAAUAACAGCAAUCACCAUCAUCGUAUUAAUAUUUAUGAAAUUAUAAAGCCAGCAACAUCCAUCUCUGAACACCCCAUAACAAGACUGUUGGACACAAGGUUGGUAAAUCAUAAUGCAAGCAAAUGGGAAAACUUUGAUGUCACACCCGCUGUGAUGAGGUGGAUUGCACAGGGACAGACAAACCACGGGUUUGUGGUAGAAGUGGUUCACUUGGAUGAUGACAGAGCAGUCUCCAAGAGACAUGUAAGGAUUAGUAGAUCUUUGCAUCAGGACGAUCAUAGCUGGUCACAGAUAAGACCAUUACUAGUAACUUUUGGCCAUGAUGGCAAAGGACAUCCUCUCCACAAAAGAGAAAAGCGUCAAGCAAAACACAAACAGAGGAAACGCCUCAAGUCCAGUUGCAAGCGACAUCCUUUAUAUGUAGACUUCAGUGAUGUGGGGUGGAAUGAUUGGAUUGUUGCCCCACCAGGGUAUCAUGCCUUUUACUGCCAUGGGGAAUGCCCCUUUCCAUUGGCUGAUCACCUGAACUCAACCAAUCAUGCCAUUGUUCAGACUUUGGUCAAUUCAGUUAACUCCAAAAUCCCCAAGGCAUGCUGUGUACCAACAGAACUCAGUGCUAUCUCCAUGCUCUACCUUGAUGAAAAUGAAAAAGUCGUGUUAAAGAAUUAUCAAGAUAUGGUUGUGGAGGGAUGUGGGUGUCGUUAGCACAGCAGAAUUUUAAAAAAUAUAUAUUAGACAAAAGCAAAAAAAAAUACAAGUUGACACUUUAAUAUUUCCCAAUGAAGACUUUAUUUAUGUAAUGAAAUGGAAAAAAACACAGCUAUUUUGAAAAUAUAUUUAUGUCUACAAAAGUUGGGAAAACAAAUAUUUUAAUCAGAGAAUUAUUCCUUAAAGAUUUUAAAUGUAUUUUAGUUGUACAUUUUAUGUGGGUUCAACCCCAGCACAUGAAGUAUAAUGGUCAGAUUCUUAUUUUGUAUUUAUUUACUAUUAUAACCACUUUUUAGAAAAAUAGCUAAUUUGUAUUUAUAUAUAAUCAAAAGAAAUAUAGGGUUUGUACAUAAUUUUCCAAAAUUGUAGCUGUUUCAGUUGUGUGUAUUUAAGUUGAAAAGUAUACAUGGAAGGUUACUAUGGCAAAGUGCAUAGCACAUUUGCUUUUUGCAGUGCUACUGUUAAGGUCACAAGUUCAAGUCCAGAAAAAAAAAAGUGGAUAAUCCACUCUGCUGACUUUCAAGAUUAUUAUAUUGUACAAUUCUCAGGAAUGCUGCAGGGUGGGCUGUCCAAUCCAUGAGAACUGGCAUCUUCGUUAGGCAGAAUCUUUGGAUAAGAACCAGACAUUGCUGAUUUAAUAGAAAUACUGAAGUUCCCAACUAAUUUUCAGAGCGAUUACAGCAGGGCCAAUCGAAACUUUUAGUAAAAUGUUUGAACUUAUAGGAAAGUGAAUGAUGGCUUUUUAUUCUUCUUUCCUCAACUAGUAACCCCUUUAAAUAGCUGUCCUGGCCAAAGCAUUAAAUAAAAUAUAAGAGUUCUUCAUUAUUAAUAUUGUGGUCACGUAUAUUUAAAAGUGAUUUCUGCUGGCCCUUGUCUUAACAGAUGGGAAUGAGUCCUUUAAAACAAACAGACAAACAAAACAAAACAAAAACAAAACAACAAAACAACAAAAACAAAAAACCUCAAAUGGGAGCUUAUUAAACUAAAAUGAUCCCUUUCUUCAAAUUUUUCCCCGAGUAAAACAAAAUAUUGUCAUCCAUGGUUUCUGUCUACCCCAGUGCUGUCUGUCAAAUUCACUUGCUUUUCUUUCUAAGGUUCUGUGUUUGAACGCAUUUUCCAAAUGUUAAACCUAUUUCAGAUAAUAAAUAUUGGAACUCUGACAUUUCAUUCUACAAAGUCCAAUCUGUGAAAGAAAAUGGUGCAUUUAUACAGCAUUCACAAUGCUACCUUGUGUUCGCAUUGCUGCUUCUGAAAUCCUUCAUCUAAAAGGGGAGUAAAAAAGACCAAAAGAGGACUUCAAGUUUGCUAGUAAGAGGCUAACCAAACUUAUAUUUGCACCAAAGCAAUAUCGAAAAAUUUAACAUGUUGUUCAUUAAUAUUUUUUCUGUUAAAAAAAGAUUUAAGACCAAAUGAUCUAUCAAAACAGGCUAAAAUCUGGAAAAUAUGGAAUGAGGGUUCAGAAAUUAUAGAACUAGCAGGAAUUUAGAAAAGGAAAGUUUAUCAAUACUGCUUCUUCAGAAAUAUCUGCCAGUUUGACUAGAGCAUCUCCAUGUGUACAUCAGUGACUUCAGACUAAGGGAAAAAUUUAGACGGUUUCAUUGCUCUAUCCAAGGAACCUGGGGAUUACCCUGCUAUUUACAAGGAAGCUUUCAAGAGCUUUAGCAUAUAAAAUCCACCAAAGUGAUUAUAUUCGAUCCUGAUAGAGUUGAGAAAUCUAUCCCUAGAUUUUUUUUUAACAAAGUAAUUGUUCUGUGGUGCAAUUGACAGUUAUGUUUAGAUUA